Molecule: messenger RNA, 1164 nt
Organism: Arachis stenosperma
Lineage: Eukaryota; Viridiplantae; Streptophyta; Magnoliopsida; Fabales; Fabaceae
Exons: 2
Coding region: 419-955 (178 amino acids)
Biological process (GO): tRNA wobble uridine modification; protein histidyl modification to diphthamide
Cellular component (GO): nucleus; cytosol
Molecular function (GO): metal ion binding
Source: RefSeq, a predicted model, not a curated record
GUUAACCAAAAUAGAGCAACUCAGUCGCCGCCUCGCCGGUUUGAAGCUGUGCGUUUUAAUUGAACUGUGCACCUCCGCUUCUUUUUUACUGUUUUUUUUUUUUUUUCAGUUUUUUGUCCUUUGUCACCUCCCCAAUUCCUAGGGUUUCAGAGCUUCACAUCUUUCUGUCCGAAUUCUGUUGCAAUUCCUCGAUACAUUCCGGUGAGGCGGUGACUGCGCGGAAUCGAAAAACAUCAAGACUCUCGUGUGAUAAUACGGUACGAUUUCUUUCUCCUCUUGUUCCUUGGAAUCCUAUUUAAAUCAUUCGCUUGCGAAGAUAGAAGUUAUGCAAGUUUUCAGCUAUGGAUACUGCACAAUCAGAAGUGAGAACAAUAUCUGAGAACCUUGCCUUUCUGAGUAAAAAUUAACGUCUAUAAUAAUGCUUCUGGACAAGAAUGUCAUUCAUGAAACGCAUUAUAAGGUUCUCAAUGUGAAGGAAGAUUCAAGUUAUGAAGAAAUCCGUGCUAGUUACCGCUCCGCCAUACUCAGUUUGCAUCCUGAUAAGCUAUUGAAAUCUUCUGAUGCAUCCGGCAGCAAUCAAACUAGUGGAGAUAGAUUUCUCAAAGUACAAAAGGCGUGGGAAGUUCUUGGCGAUUCCAGCUCUCGUUUAUUUUAUGAUAGUGAGCUUCGGAGUUCAAGGCGUGAUGUCUCAACUGUUGAUGUUGCAGAAGAUUUAAGCUUAGAGGAUAUGAUGGCUGAAGAUGACGGAGAAGCAUUGGAACUGUUUUAUCAGUGCAGAUGUGGAGAUUACUUCUCUAUAGACUCAUUGGAAUUGCAGAAAAUGGGGUAUUCCUUGUUGAGGGAUGAAAGUAGAAUAUCUAUAUUGAACAAUGAUUCUUUGCCAGGAUCAGUAAUUCUUCCCUGUGGAUCAUGUUCUCUAAAAGCUCGUCUGGUAAUCAAUAUGGAUGAACAUUGAAAUUAUUUACAUAUUUUUUAGUGGUAAUGACAAUUAUUGAGAAUUUGAAGUUAUUAACAUUUUUUAUAUGAAGAUAGCAAACCAAUAAUAUCUCCUCCUUGGAUAAAAAUUCCUAUGGCAAAAACUUGUGUGCCAUUUGAAAUGUAGAAUUUGGAAUUAUAUGAAGUUAAUUUCAAUAUCAAGUAUGCUGACUCACUACAAUGAAUGAG